AUGGAUUCGAAUUUCUCUCGCCAUGGUUCUUCCUCCGAAGGUGAUUUUGGUUUCGCUUUCAAUGACAGUAAUUUCUCCGACCGUUUGCUCCGGAUCGAAAUCAUGGGUGGGCCUUCGGAUUCUAGGUCCGAUGGUGAAGGAUGUACCAGUAUCGCCGAUUGGGCUCGUCAUCGGAAGAGGAGAAGAGAAGAUAACAAGAAGGACAACAAUGGUGCUACGGUUUCAGACAUUGUGGCAUGUGCUGAAGAACAGAUUUUAACGGAUAAUAACCAACCUGAUAUGGAUGAUUGUCCUGGUGGUGAUAAUCUUGAGGAUGAAAGAGAGGCAAUGGUGGAAGAGACUCUAUCAGGCGAUGAUGAUGCAUCUAGUGAGCCAAAUUGGGGUAUGGAUUGUUCUACUGUUGUUAGAGUUAAAGAACUGCAUAUUAGUUCUCCUAUCUUGGCUGCAAAAAMCCCCUUUUUCUAUAAGUUGUUCUCCAAUGGAAUGAGGGAAUCAGAACAGAGACAUGUAAGCCUUAGAAUUAAUUCACAAGAGGAAGGUGCUUUGAUGGAGCUUUUAAACUUUAUGUAUAGCAACUCCCUAACCGUCACAACAGCACCUGCCUUAUUAGAUGUGCUUAUGGCUGCUGACAAGUUUGAGGUUGCUUCCUGCAUGAGGUACUGCAGUAGACUUCUUCGCAAUAUGCCUAUGACUCCCGACUCAGCUUUGCUCUAUCUCGAGCUUCCCUCCAGUGUUUUAAUGGCUGAAGCGGUCCAACCUCUAACCGAUGCAGCAAAACAUUUUCUUGCAUCUCGCUACAAGGAUAUUACCAAGUUUCAUGAGGAGGUUAUGGCCUUACCAUUGGCUGGAAUCGAGGCGAUAUUAUCGAGCGACGAUCUGCAAAUUGCUUCUGAAGAUGCUGUUUAUGAUUUUGUGUUGAAAUGGGCAAGGGGGCAGUACAGUUCAUUGGAAGAUCGUAGAGAGAUUCUGGGUUCACGCCUUGCUCUCUACAUCCGCUUCCCAUACAUGACGUGUAGAAAACUGAAAAAGGUACUAACUUGUAGCGAUUUUGAGCAUGAAGUAGCAUCAAAGCAAGUAUUAGAAGCGCUCUUCUUCAAAGCAGAAGCCCCGCACAGGCAACGAAUCCUAGCUGCAGAAGGAUCAGACUCCAUGAACCGCCGUUUCAUAGAGAGGGCUUACAAAUACAGGCCUGUAAAAGUCGUAGAGUUUGAGCUUCCUCGCCCGCAAUGUGUAGUGUACCUGGACUUGAAGCGAGAGGAAUGCGCAGGAUUAUUCCCUUCGGGAAGAGUCUAUUCUCAGGCCUUUCACUUAGGAGGUCAAGGGUUCUUCCUAUCGGCGCACUGCAACAUGGACCAGCAAAGCUCGUUCCACUGCUUUGGGCUUUUCCUCGGGAUGCAAGAGAAAGGAGCUGUGAGUUUUGGCGUAGACUACGAAUUCGCGGUUAGACAGAAACCAGAACAGGAUUUCACAAGCAAAUACAAAGGGAACUACACGUUCACUGGCGGGAAAGCGGUUGGUUACAGAAACCUUUUUGGGACUCCUUGGACUUCUUUUAUCGCUGAUGACAGUCAAUUCUUCAUCAAUGGCAUUCUCCAUCUCCGAGCCGAGCUCACCAUUAAACGAUCCUCAGACUUUCACUGA
Molecule: messenger RNA, 1641 nt
Organism: Arabis nemorensis
Lineage: Eukaryota; Viridiplantae; Streptophyta; Magnoliopsida; Brassicales; Brassicaceae
Source: the annotation of a GenBank genome assembly